Strongylus vulgaris is the source of this 417-nucleotide messenger RNA. Lineage: Eukaryota; Metazoa; Nematoda; Chromadorea; Rhabditida; Strongylidae. The record is from the annotation of a GenBank genome assembly.
AUGGAACAGGCAAGUAUAAGUGUUUAUCGUAAUUGCACACAGGUGUCUUUACUGGAGUGUUUACAAGGUGGCGUGGUAUUUCAUGGCAACUUGGAAAAGAUAUCCCAUGUGCACUGCAAAGCUUAUGGUAAAGAUAAGCACGUAUGGUGGGAAGGGUCCUACGGUCACGACUCUUUGAAUCAAUGCUCUACCUCCUGUCAUAUGAGUGUUAGCGUAGGACUUGGUGCAUGCGGUGUUGCGUCGGUAUUCUUCGGUUCGAUGUUUGUUCCAAUUAGGAAGCACGACGCAGCAGACGGAAUGUUUGCACAAUGGGUGAUGUCGGUUGCAAUUCUUUUUGUUGGUUUUCUAAUCUUUUGUCUCCAAGGGUUUCCAGGCUUUUAUCCGUUGGCCAUGGUCGGCGGUGUAUUUUGGACCAUC